Messenger RNA from Phaeodactylum tricornutum CCAP 1055/1, 2365 nucleotides. RefSeq lists its product with no specific name. Bases 381 to 2216 code for a protein of 611 amino acids. The transcript has a single exon. NCBI's taxonomy places the organism in Eukaryota, Bacillariophyta, Bacillariophyceae, Surirellales, Neidiaceae. The record is from RefSeq and is a predicted model, not a curated record.
CUUCUUUCCUGUUGUGGCAGUAGGUCACAUGAAUAUAAGAGGAAAGCUGAAAGGGUCGUCAAGGGUCGUGAGCUGCACCCUCCCAAAUCCUUCUCAGACGAAGUGUCUGAAAUGCAAACUGCAUGUCUUUUUGUAGGCCUUUUCCUUACGAUUACAGAAAAUACAAUUGGCUUGGAAGCUGGCGAAGAAAAGUGAAAGAGUCGUUACAUAGGACCUUCCAGAACCACCAACGAUUGAAAUAGUACCAUAUCGUGGCACGCACUUUCGAACAUCCAUAGUACCGACAGGUAUCAGGAAUCCAAUCGCUCUUUAUUGCAAACAAUCGAGCUGGACCUCGCAUUGAGCCCAUUCGUCAUUUGACGAGCCAGAACGCGAAAAAAAUGUCGUUGGCUGCUUUGCCCUGGCCUGAUAUGGAUCCACCUUGUGGGACAAAAAAUGUUGUAGACGAUGGAGUGAACCCCCAGGAAGACGAGGAUGCUUCACCUCAGCGGAGGCAGCCCUCACCAAACCCGAAGACUACCACGAAAUGGGGACGUUCCCAUUCCCUUGAAAGUGAUUCCGAUGGAGAAAGAGACGAUCUCCUUCGGACACCGUGGGGCGCCAAAAGGAACCCUAACAUCAGGACGAAUUCGCAACCGAACUCUCCUAUUUUGAUCUACGGAACGGAGCCAGCCUCGGGAGGGGGCGACUCCGGAAACACUAAUCCCAACCAGGGCUAUUUCAGAAAGGCGUCAGAAUCCCGUCGACAGACCACCGAGUCUGAAUCACACACGGGCAAGCUGUGGGAGAGAGCCAAUGGCAUCGUAUCACCAACCUUGCGUUGCAACAUUGACGUGCUCACCGACUAUGUGGGCGACGCUUGUACUCCCUGGUAUGCCUCUUCAAGAGCCGACGAUGACUUUGAUGACGACAUCUCAGUUGUAGGGGUUUCCAGGAUGACGCCGCCUAGGGGGGCAAAUCCUGCUUGUCCCAGAAACCAUGCCGACUGGGCUACCAUAUGCUCGGAGCACCAACAGUCCGAUGAGAGCACUGGGACCGCUGCCGAUCGACGAAAAGUAAGGCAUCAGCACAGGCAGAAAAAAGCUGAUGCUUCGGAUAUCGGCGAUAAGGGCACUUGCAAAGCCAGAAAUACAUCACUCUCUAAUUCCGUAACGGCAAGAGAGGUUGCCUCGUGUAAAGUGGGAAAGAUGGCGCUGGUCAGCGAAUUCAAAUGGAAGGAUCUCGAACCGAAAAAUCUUGAUCGUACAAUUUCCGAGCUUACGAUGCGAUCUUCAUAUGGUGGCUACGAAGCUUCUCAAUCAAAUCUUCCCGAUAACCGCCGCAUGGCCUAUUACGCGGUAGGAAAACACCAGCACAAAUCGUCACGAGGUGGGAAUCGCCGUUGCUACUUUUCGGGAAAGUUAAUUCUGGGCGAUACGCCGUUCUAUGCGGGAACUGUCUUACAAGGCCUACGCACCCUAGUCGUCUUUUGUCUACCAUCUGCUAUUGGUCUACCCGAUAACGACACUAUCCUUAAGCGAGGCCGCAGUGCUUCGACCAAAGUAGGCUCGUCCGGUAAAGGUCUUUCCGCCUUCACGACUACUAUGCACCACUCGCCCACCGCUUCAAAAUCCAAUGCGGGUUCUUCAUCGGAUAACGGCUGUUACCAUAUGCCCCCGAGUUACCAGAAUCCAUUAUCCCGGGUCAAACAUGACAGCACAGGCGUUUCUAGCGUUGCGUCCCAGACGGCGGGCAGCAAGUCUCUAUCAAAAUUUAGUUUGGAUGAUAUAAGUUUGAGCGUGGAUGGUGACCUGGAUCCCAAUUGGCGGCUGGAUAGGGACUUUUUACUUACCGUUCUACCAGAAGCCAACGAACGUUUAUUGCUCCAAAUUAAGUAUAACUAUCCGGAACAAUUCGAAACGCUGCCAGUGCAAGUUCGAGAAGCAUCCCGAUGGAAUCUUUACGUCAAGUUUUGCUUCUUUUCCGGUUUACCGAUUGCCGACGGGGAAAUGCACUACAAAGUAUCUAAUAAAUUGGCGGAAUCAACGUACGGCGAGGAGAUUGUGCUGAGCUAUGAAGUGAUGGAAGCCGUCAAUGGGGCCUCCGCAGAUAUUCUGACUUUACCGAACACAAAAGCCUUCUCUUACCUGCGCAGGCAUUAUUCGGUGCAAUGUAAAAAGCUCGACGACCGUCUCUUUCAGAGGUCAUCAUGGGAAAGGGUGGCUCCAGAAGUUUAACGGUACUCCCUGGAUUGAGAAGACUGAUUUGGAUCUUUCUUUCUGGAAUCACAACCAAAUGUUGAAUUAAUCUAUGUACGCUAAUCUGUUUACACUCCCUUUUUGACAAGGUAGUGUAGAUGACAAUGGAGACAAACCCAGUACAAAUC